Molecule: messenger RNA, 1022 nt
Organism: Blepharisma stoltei
Lineage: Eukaryota; Ciliophora; Heterotrichea; Heterotrichida; Blepharismidae
Source: the annotation of a GenBank genome assembly
AUGGCUUAUUACUCUACCGGAAAUUCAUCUCUUCCAAUUGAUGCUGAUUUUUCUCAAUCCCUGCCAUAUUGCGUUUGAGUUCCUUGCAUUCCAGACCUGUCCACGCAUUCUUUCAUACCGAUCUAUACCAUUUCAAAUUUCGCACAAAGUCAAAUCUCUAGCAUACCUGACUCCCCCCCCCCCCUCCGUGAGCGAACAAAAAAAUUUUGUUCGCUCACGGAGGGGGGUUAAUUUUUUUUUUAAAAAAAAUUUAUAUAUAAAUUUUAUAAAAAAUAUUUUUUUCGAAAUUUAAAAAAAUCCUAAUUUGCAAAAAUUGGGAAGCAAAUAUUAAUUUAAUUUGCAAAAUUUAUGUUUUAAAACGCAAUUUGUUUAAAAUUAAACAGAAUUAGCUCUAGAUUUCAUUAUACUAAUUAUCACUUUAUAUAUCAAAAUUUUUUUUCCAUUAAAUUUUUUCUAUUAAAAAAAUUUUUGUUCACUCACGGAGGGUGGGUUUUUGGUCAAAAAAUGGCGAUUUUUCUAAUGGUUUUGUUCGCUCACGGAGGGGGGGGGGGAGUGAGCGAAAAGUCCCUAUAAGUAGAGGUGGAAUGAAAUGGAAACCGUGAAAGGAAAGCGAGGAUAAUUUAUUAAUAGAAUUAGUUCAAAAGUAUGGCACCAAACAGUGGGCAAAAAUUUCAUUAGAAGUUAAUAAUGCGUUACAUGGCUCUUUAACUGUCCGAAAUGGCAAACAAUGCCGAGAGAGGUGGAAAAACCAUCUGAAUCCGAAUCUAAACAGUAAAAUCUAUUUAGAAGGAGAAUGGUCACUAGAAGAAGACUUGCUUCUAAUGAAACAAAAACUCGAGGUCGGGAAAAAAUGAUGCAGCAUUGCCAAAAGGAUGCCAGGAAGGACAGAGAACAGCGUGAAAAAUCGAUGGAAUAGCUUGAUCAAAGCUGCAAAAAAAAUAAAGGAGCUAGACAACACGGCAGAUGAUUUGAUUGCUGCGAUAUUGAUAGAGGAAUUUACCGAUAGUUUGAACAAACAUUAG